UUCUACUACAAUAUUUGAUUUUACUCUAUGGGGAAUGAGAACACGUGUGUUGUGAUAGUUCUGUGCUGUGCGCGAGAACACUGAUUGUCGUCGGAUGCCGAAGUCAAAUGAGCUUAAAAAUAUUUUUAAGCAUCAAGUAAUUGAGUGAUAGUUUUGGGCUGCUCGUUUCAAUUUACGAUUUAAAAUGUUUGAUGAAGAAAGUCUUGCAAACAGUUUGAAUGUGGUAAGUGACAGUGACGACGAUGCCUGCGACAGCGAAGAACUGGCGUCCUUGUUCACCGGGCAGUUUGAGCUGCAAGCACAGACCAGAGUCUCGAAAAACAACGCCUACAUAUUACACUUGUGUGGAGCGACUAAGCUAAGUUCGAGAGUUGCAGUAGGUCUGUCAGACUAUUCUUGCGAAGUUUACGAUGUAAACAGUGUCGCUAACGUGGCCACUAUUUUCGGACACGGGAAAGAUCUGUCUGGUCUCAGGUUCAGCCCGAAAAAUGAUAAUUUACUUUACACUUGUUCAAUGGAUGGAACUGUCAAACUUUGGGAUUUGAGGACAGACUUGACAAGCUGCAAGACAGAAUUCAAAGACGGCACCUACGGCGCGACAGGCGCCCCCAAGCCGCUGACCUCGUUCGACGUCGCCCCGGACGAUCGCUUCGUCUGCGCCGGCUCGCAGCUGGUCGACGGGGACGCGUUCCUGCUCUUCUGGGACGCGAGGUCGUCCAAGCUGCUGGGGGGCUACUGGGAGUCCCACUCGGAAGACGUCACGCAGGUCUGUUUUCAUCCAUUAAAGCAGACCACCAUGGCCACGGGCUCAACAGAUAAGCUUAUCAACAUCUUUGACAUCAGCGCAAGCUGCGAAGAUGAUGCACUUCUGCACACCUUGAACACAGAAUCUUCAGUGGCUAAAAUCACUUGGCUCGGAGGAGAGGAUUCUUUAUCGUGCAUCACUCACACGGAAGAUGUGCAACUGUGGAAAACGGAUGGUGAACGACCAGAAGUUCAGUUCUCGCGAGAAACUGUGACAAAAUGUUUGCAGAGAACAUCUGUCGACAACUGUUACCUGAUAGAUGUGCAUUGGAAGGAGACAUCUGGUCAGGUAAUGCUUCUUGCAGGAUCACUGUCAAGGAAAGGCCAGUGUUUGAGGUCACUUGAAGUUACGAAUGAAAAGCUCAAACCCAUGUGCCAAUUUUUGAACAAUAAGGAAGUUGUGAGGACAAGUUGGUACCUUCAAAAUGAUGAAAGGGUAAUAACAGGUGGUGAAGCUGGUUACCUUAAUGUUUGGAAACAACGCCAAGCUUCAAAUGGCCACGAAAAUAAUUUGCCAUCAAAGUCAUCAAGUAUGAAAAUGCCAUCAAAAUUCAAGCAGCACAAGGAAUUUUCUAAGCCCUAUAGAUUAUGUUCAUAAAAAAAAAAUAUAUAUAUAUAUAUACACACACACACACAAACCUUUAUUGGUGGUACGCUGUUUGGUUACUCAUUUUACAAAACUACCCAUUCCUACCUAUUGCCGACAAAAUUGUGACCUUAUUGGCCAUUUCAACUCUACAACAAUUUGUAAUUAGUGUGCUGAAGUCCCUGUUCCAUUCCACAAUUUUGCCAACAUAAUAAGACAUGUAUAAUUCUCUACAGUGUUUUAUCGCACCGUUAUUUUAGGGCAUCAAAAUUUCUUUCAUAAAAAUUGUAUGGUGUUUUUUAUAUUCCUUUUAGAUUCCGAGCACUUUGUAUAAAUAGUAAACGUGACAGGAAACAGUGCAGUGCAACAGCAAUAGGUUUUCAAAUUGCUGUCAAGCAGUUUGUAGUUAUAAUGGGAAAAUAUAGUAAUUACAAUUACAGAAAACUGCACAAUACAAUUUCUCGUCCCGCCAUUUUUCAAUAAGAUAGACGUUAUUCCCCGUAAACAUUUCUUAAGUAAAACAAUAUAUCAUAUUAAAGUAUUCUAUUAUUCAUUCUGAUAUUACCGCUCAUUUAACAGAAAUAUAAAGUGUCCGAUGUGUAAAUUUGCUUUCAAAGACUUAACAAAUGUUAUAACCUUUUUAUGUUUGUCUUCAUUGCUGCUGUGUAACAAUGUAGCCAAUGCUAGUUGGCAUCAUUUGUGCAAGGUCACGUUGAUGCCCGUCUAGAGUGUGCGCACAUGAUCAAUAGCGAUAGGUAGAGACAGGUGUUUUUCGCGAUGCACGAAAUUAAUAUACAUAAACUUAAAAAACGCGAAAUUAUCAAUUACUUAGAGAAAUCACGAAAAAUAUUAAGAAAAAAACACUGAAAAUAGCUAAAUGUCCGUAUUUUGAUGACUCGAUAACAGCAGUCUAUUAUAAUCGAUUGUUAACGACUUUCGAUAGUCUAGGAAGUCGUAUUUGUGUCACGCUAUCGCCUCGCCAGAGUCGCCUCUCGCCACAGUUUGUUAAAAUGGCGUGGAUGUAAUCAAACAUUUUUGCUCUGUUUCUUUUUGUAAAACGUUGAUUUUAAAAUGGCUGUGACAGUAUUUAACAGGGCGGCGGAGUUUUUGAGCGAAGGAUUCUAUGUCUUUGACAAAGUGCAAAAAAUUUUCAUGUGCAAGUACUGCAACGUUAGAAUAGAGUGGCAACGGAAAGACACGUGCUUGAAACACAUAAAAAACAGUGCCUCGCAUAACAAAAACAAGGAAAGUCAACAAUCCGGUGCAAAAAGGCAAGUUUCGCUGGAAUAUGCCUUAACGGCAAAAAAAAAGGAAAUUUUACAAGAAUGAGUUCAUAUGUCAACAACUCUAGCUUUUAUCGAAGCAAACAUCCCGAUUGAAAAACUGGAAGACCCGAAACUUCGUCAAUGGAUGCACAAGUACAUUGCAGGUAGGGCGUACAAUAUUUUAACAGUUUUGUGCAUCCUUAAGCAGAUAAACAGAACGUUACGAUAAUAAAUUUUGUUAGGCCUACCUACUCUUGAAAUACUCAUAUAGCUGCGAGUCGUGUUUUUUACAGCACUUAUUGGAAAAAGUUGAUAUAACCUAGCCACAGGCAAAAAUAGACUUAACUUAUUUGUUUUUAGGUUAGGACUUGGGUUUUUUUUUGUCAGUAAAUUUUUUAAAACAGUUUCCAGUACUGUGCUUUGUAACAUGUUUAGGCCUAGUAAAUACACCUAUAUGCAUUUUUUAAAACCUGAUCAAUGCAGACAAAAAAGUUUGUAUAAAUUGUGCAACAAUAUCUUGUGAAUUAUCCUACUCGGAAUUGUGGUAGGCCUGACAGGUUACAGAGGUUUAAAAGGCAUACAUAGGUCUAGAAAAGUUUAUUUUUUGUGGUUUGUAUAAGAGAGAGUUACAUUUAAUUUAUUAUGUUACAGUAAAAAUUUUACAACACAUUUUUAAUUAUACACCACUAUAUUUUUUUUUUUUUUAAGGCACUGGGGACUUGCCGUCUGCCAGUAGAAUACGGAAAUGCUCUGCAUAGUUGUUGAAUUGUUGCUUGCUCUGUGCAAAUAUUUGGUAAAGUUAUGUAUGAAACUGUGUAGUUCUACUCUUAAAUGACAUAUUAAACACAUUCACAUAGAACUUAUAUUUGUAAACCUCAUUUUGCAGUUUUAAAAUCAACGAAAUUUUUGACGAAACUAGUGAUAAAAUAGCGAAAAAUAUACUGAAAUCAUCUCGUAAAAAGUAACGAAAUUGUGCAAAUUUUUUUCACCGAAAACACCUGUCUCUAGUGAUAGGACAUUCAAUGCACACAGAGUAAACCACAAUUGACAGCCCAAACUUUUUCAUGGAUAGUAGGAUAGUGUGUACUACUACCGUUUUUCUAUUUAAAAUUGAACAAAAUAUGUUUUAGUGGCAUGAUUUAAAUUCUUUGGCAUUUCUUUUGUAUACUCUACUUUUUAAUUAAACUUACUUUCCAUGCAAUAUGUAUAACUUUGCAUCAACAAAAAUGCUCUUCUUGCAUGAAAGUUGCACCCCUAGUUAUCAAACCUGAAUUUAGUAUAAAAUGUGAGCGAAUAAUGUGAUAUAAAACAUUUAAAUUUUUACUGGACCAUUAAAAUGUUUGCACUGUUUAAAUAAUGCAGGACUUCUUUAGCACCAUUGACAUGUUAAAAAAAAAUACAUAUAUGUACAUACUAAAAUUAUCAAAAUGAAAAGUACAAAACAUUGAAAAUUGAUUUUAUACACUUAGACAAUACUAAUUUAUUUUCAUAUUUGUCUUAUGAAUUAUAAGAUUGGCACUAAGCCUGGUGCAGGUACAUAAUAGCAUCCUGCAUUUUGACUAAACACUAAAUAUGGUGCAUCAGAGGUAUGUAAGCAUUUUCUUUGUAGUUAGUUUGCCGUGUUACACAUCUAUGACUUACUAUGUACCCUUAAUUCCACAGUGUAUGUAUUCACAACAUAAUGAAAAGUAAAGGGUCAAGGUUUUAAGAAUACUAA
Molecule: messenger RNA, 4372 nt
Organism: Bacillus rossius redtenbacheri
Lineage: Eukaryota; Metazoa; Arthropoda; Insecta; Phasmatodea; Bacillidae
Product: WD repeat-containing protein 89
Exons: 11
Coding region: 185-1402 (405 amino acids)
Molecular function (GO): protein binding
Source: RefSeq, a predicted model, not a curated record